Coffea arabica (coffee) is the source of this 660-nucleotide messenger RNA. The record is from RefSeq and is a predicted model, not a curated record. NCBI's taxonomy places the organism in Eukaryota, Viridiplantae, Streptophyta, Magnoliopsida, Gentianales, Rubiaceae.
AUGAAUCCAAUUGCCAUGAUAACUCCGCCCUUCAUGCCCCCACCAUUUCUGGAUAUUGUGAUUGCAGUAAUAUUUGAAGUAGGUGUAGUUGAUCUUACAGUGGGUUUCUCAAGGGCAAUUGCUGGUAAGAUUGAGCUAGUUGGAGCAUUAGCUUGGGCUGUAUUAUUCUCGAAGGUAGGGAGAAAAGUUGGAAUAAGAGAUAUGGUGACGGGAGAAGGAGACACUACCGAAAGUGGAGGGAGAUUUAACAAGGAUGGAGCCUGGGAAGAAGUAGGUAGUGGUGGAGGAGUUAAUGCAGGAGAGGGAGGGAUAGUGAGCGGUCACUUUAUAGCGGAAGGAGGUGGAGAAACUGAGGUAGGUGGUGAUAGGACUGCAAUUGGCAGAGAAGGAAAGGGUGAAAGAGCUGGAGAGAGAGGUGUUGUGUCAAAGGAAGGGGAAGGUGAUGCUUGUGGGGGAGGAGGGGGUGAUAAGUUUACAGAUGAAGGGGGGGCAGCAGGGGGUGGCGGUGGUGACAGUUUUUUGUUAGGGGGAAAGGUGAAAAGGGGUACUUUGCUUUCAACCGAGAAUGAAAUAUGUUUUCCGAUUUUACCCUUAAAAAUAUACUCACGUGAGAGAGGUGUUCUAUUUUUAGUUAGAGAAAUGAGUAAAUACGAGCAUUAG